Messenger RNA from Amphimedon queenslandica, 2699 nucleotides. RefSeq lists its product as uncharacterized. Lineage: Eukaryota; Metazoa; Porifera; Demospongiae; Haplosclerida; Niphatidae. The transcript is spliced from 8 exons. Bases 596 to 2500 code for a protein of 634 amino acids. The record is from RefSeq and is a predicted model, not a curated record.
CUCUCUCUCUUUCUCAAUAUUUUAGGUCUGAGCUCUUGUCUGCACUACAAGUAAAACAUACCAAAACUUUCACACCUACUAUUAUAUUGACAUUGCUUUGUUUACAGUGAUGUGCUUUGUUUACUGUAAAGUUGUCUAGUAUCCAAGCAAUCCUGGACAGAAGCAGAACAAGCCAAAUCAGUGCAGCCAAUAUAAUUUAUAAGAAUUUAGUAGGUUAAAUAUCCAUCUUCAUGACAGAAAAGAAGAAUAGAGAUAGAUUUAUUUUAUGAGCAAAAAAAUAAUCGUUCAUUGAUAAUUCAGUAUAGUUUUAGAUUCAUUCACCAUUGCAAUAUUGAUAGUAAUAAUUUUUCUUCGGAUUAUCAACUAUCAGUGUGAUGCUUGAGCUUUCAGAGCCUAUUAUUUUUAGGCUUUGUAGCCGGAUACUAAUUAUAGAGCUGAUUGUGGUUACAAAAUUAUUUUUGUGACGCAGCUCUGACGUUUAUGCCGGAUAUGCCACCACGUACACAUAGCAAGCAUAGCACAUUAGUUCUAAGCAUAGUGCUAUUUAAUUGGCACUUACCCACUGCAGAUCGUCACAAUCUCAAACACGUUGGAUAUGGCUAUUCGAUCCUCGCUUGCUUCCCUGGCCUUUCCUCUGCUAUUCACAGCUCUGUUGCACCUCAGCACAGUAGCCAGAGCUCAGGAAUACCCUGAUGGUGUCUGCAGGCCGCAUCUUGUAAAAGGAGAUAAAAGUGACAGUUCUCUUGUGGGACCAUAUCACAACUUUAGUGUAUCUUGCAUUAAUGACAGCUUUGCUUUACUGAAUGUGAGGGAAACUGGCAAGAGAGACUACAUGUUUGUUACUGUUGAGAUGAAGUGCACAAAUGAGAUAUUGAAUACAUCAUACUCUAGAAUACUUUUGAAUCAAUAUAAUCCCAGUUCUGAAAGGAAUAUACCAGUGUAUUACAAUACUAAUCUUGAGCCCGGGACUGUUUGUGUCUUCUCUGGUUGUGUAAGGACUGGUCCUGCAGAAAAUAACGUUUAUAAAUAUAACAUUCAAGAGGCAACAUGUCAUAGAGAAAUGGAUCUAUUCUCCAGUAGUGCUACUAGCGACAGUAGCACCAGUAUAAUGCUGCCAUCGUCAAGUCUUGAUAUUAAUCCUAGCAGCUCUGGCAUUAGCAGAAGCAGUACCAUUAACAUUAUCAGUAUCUCUGUAUCAUCAAGUUCUGACAUUAAUCCUGGAAGUACAGACAUUAGUAGAAGCAGUACCAUUAACAUUAUCAGUUCAAUUACUGCUACUGGCGGUAUUUCACCAACAGUCACUCCUCUUGAUUCUGGCUCACCUAUUUCAGCUUUUUUCUUUGUCAUUCUCAGUGCUGGCUUUUUGAUAGUCUUUGGUAUUGGUGUCGCCUUUGUACUUUGUUGCUUGUUCUUAGCACACAAGAGAUUCUCAAGGAAAAAUAUGAAUGAUAUUAACUUCAUGGACUUUGAAAUGGGGAUACAUGAUAUUCAUCAUUUCAUGCUUGAUGAUAUAAGCAUUGCUGAAUCAGUUGCCACCAUUGUCCAGCCACUGCAUCCUCCCUUGACAGCUCCUAAACACUGCAGUUUGAUGAUAUCCAGUACUGACAUUGAUAGUAAUAGGAAGGGCUCUGUUUCAGUUGAUGAAGCUGCUAUAAAGGAGAUUCAGCUGGUUAAACCUGUCCCAACUUCAUCAAUAAACACGAUGGAUUCUAAACCUUCUGUCAAUCAGUUUCAGCCUCCUUUAUCCCUUCAUAUGUCUAAAGGUGUUGUAAAAAGCAUACGGACAGAAGGCUUUCCUUCAGAAGCUAAAACACCACCAACAGCUUAUGAUAAUAAUAAUCGUCACUGUAAUAACAAUCGGCACUGUGUAGCACCUACUACCAGUCCACCUAGUACUACCAGCCUGUCGUCAGAUAAUCAAUUGGCGGCUAAUAGAGAACAACAUUAUCCUCAUACUCUACCUUCAACAAGUACAGUACCUAAUAAUGAAGCUCUUGAUUCAUCUACUCGGGAGAUUUUAAGAAGUAGCACUAAAAAUAAUGAGCGUAUGUAUUCUCCUUGUGAUCAAUCUUCACAAUCUUCAGGCACUUCUUCAUCAAAUCAAUCUUUAACUAAAGGUAGAGUAAAUACAGAUGUUCAUUAUGCGUAUAGACACCGUCAACCUUCAAACGAACAGGAUAAUACUAAAUCUGGUAGCCCAUGCUCUUACUCUACAGUUUCAAGUACUAAUAAUAAUAAUAAUAAUAGAGGAAGCAGCUCUCAAUCACCAGCUAGCUCCAGUAAUAAAUCUCACACUGACCCUUCAGUUGGGAGGCAUAAAGAUAAUAGCUAUACAUAUUCCUCAACACUCGCUCAACCUUCUUUGAUUAAAGGUACUAUGAGUAGCAGGAGCAGUGGUGUAUUAACGAAGGGUCAUACUCGUUUAGCCAGUUCUGGAAGUGAGUCUUUAUAUAAAGACAGUUCCUGCAAGGGGCACACAAGAACUAGAAAUAGAUUAUGACUCGGAUUAUGUUUCCGAAAGUGACGAUUCGUCAUACUCAUCCACACAAAUGGAAGCCAUGUGCAACGUAUAAAUGUAUUACAGUAUGCUUAUCAACUAUGACAAAAGUUUUUGUGAUUCCCAGUUUUUGUGAUUGUGGUUUUUAUUCAUUUUGUACAUACCUUUGUGAAUUUAUUUUAAUAUAAAUAUUGUGUCUGAA